This is a messenger RNA of Diatraea saccharalis (sugarcane borer), 2034 nucleotides long. The record is from the annotation of a GenBank genome assembly. NCBI's taxonomy places the organism in Eukaryota, Metazoa, Arthropoda, Insecta, Lepidoptera, Crambidae.
AUGCCGCCGCGGCCUGCGGCCGGCCGCGCGGCCAUGGCGGCCGAAGACGAGCGGCCGCCGUUUGCUCUGUUUACAGCUGUGUACGACUAUGUUGCGCAAGGAGAGGAUGAGCUCUCCUUACGUCGAGGUGAAAUUGUGGAAGUGCUCUCUAAAGAUGCGAAUAUCUCCGGCGACGAGGGCUGGUGGACCGGGAAGAUCGGUGAUCGUGUGGGGAUCUUUCCUGCAGUGUACGUGACGGAGGAAGAUCCCCUUGCCGUUGAGCCACCACGAGUGUCUUUCAGUGAGCUUAAGCUUGAAGAAGUUAUCGGUGUAGGUGGCUUCGGUAAAGUGUACCGCGGUUAUUGGAAUGAUGAAGUCGUGGCGGUCAAAGCAGCUAGACAGGACGCUAACGAGGACAUCGAAGUUAUCAAGGAAAGUGUUCUACAAGAAGCAAGAUUGUUUUGGGUGUUACAACAUGAAAAUAUAGUGUCAUUAAAAGGUGUCUGUUUAGAGGAACCAAAUUUGUGUUUGGUGAUGGAAUAUGCUCGUGGUGGUCCUUUGAACCGAGUGUUAUCUGGGCGAAAAAUAAGACCAGGUAUAUUGGUAGACUGGGCGAUACAAGUGGCUCAAGGCAUGGCAUAUCUUCAUGUGGGAGCCCCUAUGUCACUUAUACAUAGGGAUCUAAAAAGUUCUAAUGUACUCCUCAGUGAAACUAUAUUACCGGACGACACUCUCGAAAAUAAGACUCUUAAAAUCACAGACUUUGGAUUAGCUCGAGAAGUUUACAAGACGACUAGAAUGUCAGCGGCAGGCACGUACGCUUGGAUGCCACCUGAGGUUAUAAAGAACUCAACCUUUUCCCAUGCAUCUGACGUCUGGUCCUACGGGGUGCUGCUAUGGGAAUUACUGACCGGUGAGACGCCCUACAAGGGCAUCGACGCAUUAGCCGUGGCGUACGGCGUCGCUGUCAACAAACUAACCUUGCCCAUACCGAGCACCUGCCCUGAACCUUGGAGAGUACUAAUGGAAGCGUGCUGGCGGUCGAACCCACGCGAAAGGCCACUUUUCCCCGAAAUUCUGGAACAAUUAGAGCGCAUCAGGCAGUCAGAAUUCACUCGAGCACCCCACGAGUCUUUCCAUACCAUGCAAGACGGCUGGCGACUGGAGAUCGAAGAAGUGUUGAGAGAUCUCAGACGGAAAGAGAAGGAGCUCCGGUGUCGCGAGGAAGAGUUGACGAGAGCUCAACUGCAGCAAAGGUUGAUGGAACAGAAUCUUGCGCAAAAGGAACGUGAAUUGGAGAUGAGGGAGAUAGAUUUAGCCGCUAGAGAGCUCCACAUAUUGAUCUUCGCCAGUAACAUGUCGCAUAAUCAACCGCCUCAGCCUAAUAAGAGGAAAGGUAAAUUCAGCAAAAUGAAACUGGUGAAGAAGGAUACGAUAUCAUCACCGCUCGACUUUCGGCACACGUUGACAGUGCGACCGUCGGAAGACGAGUCCAGUGUUAAGCAGUUGGUCGCCGUCGCUAAAGACACGCCGCCAGGAUCGCCGGCCAUCAUGAGGGCAAUAGCUCUGCCAGCGGACGGCGUGAAGGGCAAGACGUGGGGCCCGUCGAGCGUCCACCAGCGGUCGCGCGGCCACCUGCCGCUGCCGGCGCUAGCGCGCGCCCGCCACUCGCCGCGGUUCUCAACGUCCGCGCCCGACCUGCCCCCCGCCACGCGGCCCCAGCACGCAGGUAAACCCCCCGCGCCCCUCCCCCACCGCCCGCGCAAGUCCAAGUCCCAGGUGCGCGCCCCCACCGAAUUAGCGCGCAAACGCACCGGCAGCCACGACGAUAUAUACGAGAACACCGAGCCCCGCCGCAACAGGUUCCUCCUGUGUCCGAUGUUCACGUCCACCGCGGACAUACAACGGUACGACACUGUGUUCGACGCGCCCUCGCCGAGGAAGGACGUCAAAAAGACUUUGCUCAAGAGCUUCCGCUCGAACAGUCUCACCGGCCUGUUGGCCGUCGCGGGCAACCUCGGCUCGGAAACUACCGAACUCCUCCGAGACGACUAG